AUGACCAGAGUCCUGCUUUAUACAUCUACACCUGUGCCUUAUGGUGACUGUGUUGUGUCUCCUCUCGCGGAAGUCCUCCUUGUUCAUCACGUUGCUCUUCAGCAAACCGUCGUCACUAUCACCAACAACUCUACCAGCCUUCAGCUCGUCAACUUAGGAAUCGUUGACCACGUCCUACCACAAGGCAUGGACUUAGACCCCACGGUCAACCUGCAAACAAGACUGCAGAAGCUCCUCUCCAAGGUUUUUAAAUUUGUUCCACCGCAGCAAAAGCAUCUCUACCAUCGCCUCCUGUGUACUAACGGGUCCGCACCUGCAAUAUACGGACUACCGAAAGUUGACAAGCCAGGCGUUCCACUACGGCCCAUUGUAGACUUUACAAGGUCACCGCUGCACCGGUUAUCAGGUUACCUACACCAAGUGCUGGGCCCGCUCACCGGCAAGACAGCGACGCACAUUUCAAAUUCUUAUGCCUUCGUGGAGAAAGUGCGCGACAUCUCCCUGGAUGAAGACGACAUUAUGGUGUCAUUUGACGUGAAGUCGCUCUUCACUUCAGUGCCUGUUGACCUGGCCGUUGCUACGUGCAGAGAUGCCCUGCUGGCGGACGACACGCUCGCUGAGCGCACCCCUUUGGAAGUACAGGACAUUUGCGAGCUUUUAGACUUCUGUUUGAGCAACACCUACUUCACUUAUAACAAACAUUUUUACAGGCAGAUCAACGGAACUGCCAUGGGUGCUUCCAUUUCCGUUACUACCGCCAACUUGGUCAUGGAAGUCAUUGAACAGAAGGCCCUAACUGACUUCGCUCCCGCGCCGAAGGUUUUCGUCCGCUACGUAGACGACUGCUUUUGCAUUGUGCGAAAGCCGGACGCUUCACGCCUCCUACGCCUUCUCAACUCAGCAGACGCAGCGCUACAAUUUACCACAGAAUACGAGUGUGACAACAGCCUCCCCUUCCUUGACGUCCUCGUGCGGCGAAGUGGAACGAGGCUCUCAUUUGCCGUGCACAGGAAGGCGACUCAUACCGGCCAGUACUUAAACUUCAAUUCAUGUCACCCGGCUUGCCACAAGCAAUCCGUUGUCUCAUCUCUCGUGACGCGGGCCACACGCAUCUGCUCAAGUGACCACGAAAUGCAGAACGAACUGAAAAGAAUUAGUCACGAAUUAUCCAGGAACGGGUACCCCAAGAAGUUUAUUGGCAAAAUGGAAGCCCGCGUCCUCCAUCCAAAGCCGUCUCAAGCCGUGCGCACACCGCCUUCCUGUCGGCUGCUGCUGGGCCUCUGGAUGCUCUUCGGACAAGUGCUGUCCAUGGGUUACAGCGGCAACCUCAUCUCCUAUAUGACAGAGCCCGGUCAUGAACCAGCCGUUGACACGCUCGCUAAACUUUCAAGAGAGGUGCGCAGAAGCCGCUUCGCCUGCGGCACAAUCCGUGACGCCGCCGAGCAUGUGAUGCUGAAGGGCACAGUGACGACGCAGUUCCUUCGUCCACCACCACCCCCGCCGCCAACCUGUCGUCCCACGUAG
Molecule: messenger RNA, 1524 nt
Organism: Dermacentor andersoni
Lineage: Eukaryota; Metazoa; Arthropoda; Arachnida; Ixodida; Ixodidae
Source: RefSeq, a predicted model, not a curated record